CCCGGGCCCCCCAUUUGGCCCCCCGAAGCCCGCCCGCAGCCAUGGGCAACGAGGCGAGCCUGGAGGGGGGCGUUGGCGACGGGCCGCUGCCGCCUGGAGCCUCGGGCCCCGGGCCGGGCCUCGGCGCUGGGAAACCGCCUUCAGCACCAGCCGGCGCUGGACAGCUCCCCGCGCCGGGCGCUGCGCCGGGCACCGCGGGACCCCCCGGCGCGGGUUCGAGUCCCGGCUUGGGCAGCAUUCCGAGGAGACUGGAUCCCAAAGAGCCCCUGGGUAGCCAGAGAGCGGCUUCCCCAGCACCGAAGUCAGCCUCUGCCACUGCUCCAGGCCGCGAGAGCCCCCGGGAGACAAGGGCCCAGGGUCCAGCAGGCCAGGAGGCUGACGGCCCCCGCAGAACGCUGCAAGUAGACAGCAGGACACAAAGAUCAGGGCGCUCUCCGUCUGUGUCACCAGACAGAGGCAGCACCCCCACAUCACCCUACUCUGUCCCCCAGAUCGCCCCCCUUCCCAGCAGCAUGCUGUGUCCCAUCUGUAAGACCUCGGACCUCACAUCGGCCCCCAGCCAGCCAAACUUCAACACCUGCACCCAGUGUCACAGCAAAGUGUGCAACCAGUGUGGGUUCAACCCCAACCCUCAUCUCACCCAGGUGAAGGAGUGGCUUUGUCUCAACUGCCAGAUGCAAAGGGCUCUGGGGAUGGACAUGACCACAGCUCCUCGCUCCAAGAGUCAGCAGCAGCUGCACUCCCCAGCAUUGUCUCCUGCCCACUCCCCAGCCAAACCGCCCCUGGGAAAGAUGGAGCCAGAGAGAGGACGGGGCCCCGGGGAGCCCCCACCUGGACCUCGCCAGGCCAAGAAGCCCAAGGCCACAUCAGGGCCGGGGCCUGCCCAGGCAGCUGCCCCUCCAGAGGGCGGCAGGGUUUCUCCUCAGCCCCCUCACCCCGUCAAGCCUUCCUCUGCUGAGCCCAGGCCCUCCACCGGAGAGGCCCUGGCCAAAAGUGCCACUGCGGCGCCCUCUGGACCCAGUGCUGCUGAGCAGACCCAGGAGGGCCUCACUGGGAAGCUCUUCGGCCUUGGCGCGUCGCUGCUGACCCAGGCAAGCACUCUCAUGUCUGCGCAGCCUGAGGCCGAGGCCCAGGGACAGCCUGCCCCCAGCAAGGGACCGCCCAAGAUCGUCUUCAGUGAUGCCAGCAAGGAGGCUGGCCCACGACCCCCGGGCUCAGGGCCCGGGCCAGGACCAGCGCUGGGAGCCAAAGCUGAGCCUGGUGCUCCAACGGGACCAGGAGCGGGGCAGGGAGCCCAAGCAAGAACUGGGGGCACGAUGAGUCCUAAGCAUGGCAAAGCAGAGCACCAGGCAGUGUCCAAGGCGUCUGCCAAGCCAAAGACAGUGCCGAAGGAAAGGGCCACCUGCCCACUGUGCCAAGCCGAGCUCAAUGUGGGUGGCAAGGGCCCCGCCAACUACAACACCUGCACCACCUGCAAGCUCCAGGUGUGCAACCUGUGCGGCUUCAACCCGACUCCCCACCUGGUAGAGAAAAGCGAGUGGCUUUGUCUGAACUGCCAAACUAAGCGGCUGCUGGAGGGCAGCCUGGGCGAGCCGAGCCCCCUGCCUCUACCCACUUCCCCGAAGCUCCCCACCGGGGCCCCUCAUCGUGCUGCUGGCACCGCCCCUCCAAAACAGAAAGGGCCACCGGGGCCAGGCCAGUCAUCAGGCCCCGCAUCUGCCAAGGCCAGUCCCCCACCCACCAAGGCCAGCCCUCAGGCCAAGUCCCUUCGGGCUUCAGAAGCCAGCAAGCCCCCGAGUGCUGCUCAGGAGAAAAAGACUGUGAAAACUGAGCCCGUGCCCAAGCCACCUCCAGAGACCACCCUGCCCCCGGGGACUCCUAAAGCAAAGACAGGGCCACGGAGGACUGAGCCUGCCCCCACCUCUGUCAAGGCCACUCCAGAAGUUUCCAAGAUGGGGGAGCCAGAGGAGCCGGCGGGCAAGCCUUACUCUCAGGAUCUGUCCCGGAGCCCGCAGAGCCUCAGCGACACGGGGUAUUCGUCCGACGGCGUCUCCAGCUCCCAGAGCGAGAUCACCGGGGUUGUGCAGCAGGAGGUGGAACAGCUGGACAGCGCAGGCGUCACGGGGCCACGCCCGCCCAGCCCCUCGGAACUCCACAAAGUGGGGAGCACCAUGCGGCCUUCCCUGGAGGCCAAGGGCCCAGCCUCUGGUGGUGAGCGGAGCAAGGCCCCGAGCAGCAGCGGCAGUGGAGAGGAGCAGAAGCGGAGGCCCCACUCCUUGUCCAUAAUGCCCGAGGCCUACGACUCCGACGAAGAACUGGAGGACAUCCUGGAGGAAGAGGAAGACUCUCUGGAGUGGGGGCGCCAGCGUGAGCAGCGGGACACGGGGGAAUCCUCGGAUGACUUUGGCAGCCAGCUAAGGCAUGACUACGUCGAGGACAGCAGCGAGGGCGGCCUGUCCCCUAUCCCCCCGCAGCCGCCGGCUCAGGGCACAGAGCUGACCGACGAGGAGUUCAUGCGCCGGCAGAUUCUAGAGAUGAGCGCAGAGGAAGACAAUCUGGAGGAAGAGGUUCCCGCCUCUGGGCAUGGUCUGGCCAAGCACAGUGCCCAGAAAGGGGGUCCCAGACCCCGGUCCGAGCCCAGUCAAGAGUCAGCAGCACUGCCCAAGCGGCGCCUGCCCCACAAUGCCACCACCGGCUAUGAGGAGCUCAUGGGGGAGGGAGGCCCCGUGGAGGCCCCUGACAGCAGUGGAGCCCUGCAAGGUGGUCUCCGUCGCUUCAAGACCAUCGAACUCAACAGCUCUGGCAGCUACGGGCAUGAGCUGGACCUGGGCCAGGGCCCCGACCCUGGCCUAGAGCGAGAACCCGAGCUGGAGAUGGAGAGCCUCACGGGCUCGCCCGAGGACCGCUCGCGUGGGGAGCACUCUUCCACCCUGCCGGCCUCCACACCCAGCUACACAUCUGGCACCUCUCCCACCUCUCUCUCCUCCCUGGAGGAGGACAGCGACAGCAGCCCCAGCCGCCGGCAGCGCCUGGAGGAGGCCAAGCAGCAGCGCAAGGCCAGGCACCGCUCCCAUGGGCCCCUGCUGCCCACCAUCGAGGACUCCUCGGAGGAGGAGGAGCUGCGGGAGGAAGAGGAGCUGCUCCGGGAGCAGGAGAAGAUGCGCGAGGUGGAGCAGCAGCGCAUCCGCAGCACGGCCCGCAAGACACGUCGUGACAAGGAGGAGCUACGGGCCCAGCGGCGCCGUGAACGCUCCAAGACGCCUCCCAGCAACCUGUCCCCCAUCGAGGAUGCCUCCCCCACGGAGGAGCUGCGGCAGGCGGCCGAGAUGGAGGAGCUGCAUCGCUCAUCAUGCUCCGAAUAUUCCCCGUCCCCCUCGCUGGACUCUGAGGCCGAGGCCCUGGAGGGCGGCCCUGGCCGGCUCUACAAGUCGGGCAGUGAGUACAACCUGCCCACUUUCAUGUCCCUCUACUCGCCCACCGAGACUCCCCUGGGCAGCACAGCCACCCCGAGCACUGGCCGGCCCCUCAAGAGCGCCGAGGAGGCCUACGAGGAGAUGAUGCGUAAGGCCGAGCUACUCCAGCGGCAGCAGGGCCAGGCCACAGGAGGCCGGGGCCCACAUGCUGGUGUUUCUCAGUCUCUUGGCCUUCGGGGCCAGGGACACUUCGAACCUCAGGACACCCCCGAGCAGGACUCUAGCAGGACUGCCCAGUCAGCCCCAGAGGGUGCCCCCCUGGGCCUGGGGGCCACCGUGUAUGAGGAGAUCCUCCAGACUUCCCAGAGCAUCGCCCGCAUGCGCCAGGCCUCUUCCCGGGACCUGGCCUUUGCGGAGGACAAGAAGAAGGAGAGGCAGUUUCUGAAUGCUGAAAGUGCAUGCUUGGAUCCCAUGAAGCAGAACGGCGGCCCACUCACUCCGGGGACCAGUCCCACCCAGCUUGCUGCGCCCGUGUCCUUCACCUCUGCCUCGACGGACAGCGGCGGGGGCAGGGUCAUUCCCGAUGUUCGUGUCACUCAGCACUUUGCAAAGGAGCCUCAAGACACUGUCAGGCUACACAUCUCUCCCGCCUCACCCAGCCCGACCUCUAAGGAGGUGGGCAUAUCCUUUACCCAGGGCCCUGGGGUCCCUGCCACCACAGCGGGUCUGCCACGAGGAUAUUCGGCCCCAACCUCCCUGGCCAGUUCGCCUUCUUCCACGGGCCUCAGCUAUGGACAGGGCCCAUCCAUGGUGAGCUAUGGGUCCCAAACCGAGGAGCCGCCUCCCACUCCCAGCGGACGGGCUGCCCGAGAGAAGCCUCUGGGUGCGAGCGACCAGCCCUCCCGAGGAUACUCGUACUAUGCGGGCUCCAGCCCACCCCUCUCCCCCACCUCCCCCUCGGAGAGCCCCACGUUCUCCCCUGGCAAGCUGGGCUCACGGCCCACAGCAGAGUUCUCUACACAGACGCCAAGUCCAAGCCCCGCCUCAGACCUGCCACGGAGUCCUGGUGCCUCCACGCCGAUGCACAUGGUGGCGCAGGGCACGCAGACCUCACACAGACCCAGCACAUCACGCCUGGCGUGGCAGCAGUCCUCCCAGGAGGCCCCCCUCAUGGUCAUCACGUUGGCAUCAGAUGCCUCCAGCCAGACCAGGAUGGUACAUGCCAGUGCCUCCACCUCCCCCGUGUGCUCCCCCUCGGACAGCCAGCCCACAUCCCACAGUUACAGCCAGACCACACCACCGAGUGCUUCUCCGCAGCCCUCUGAGCCACCGGGGCCCCCCGGCUUCCCACGGGCACCCAGCGCUGGUGCAGACGGGCCACUGGCGGUCUAUGGCUGGGGCGCCCUCCCUGCGGAGAACAUCUCCCUGUGCCGCAUCUCUUCAGUCCCAGGAACGUCUAGGGUGGAGCCGGGCCCCCGGCCCCCGGGCAGCGCUGUGGUAGAUUUGCGCACUGCGGUGAAGCCCACGCCCAUCAUUCUGACUGACCAGGGCAUGGACCUCACCUCUCUGGCUGUGGAAGCCAGAAAGUACGGCCUGGCCCUGGAUCCCAUCGCAGGCCGGCAGGCCACUGCGGUACAGCCCUUGGUCAUCAACCUCAAUGCCCAAGAGCAGACUCAGGCCUUCCUCAGUACCGCCACCACCGUGAGCGUCACCCUGGCCUCCUCUGUGCUCAUGGCUCAGCAGAAGCAGCCCGUAGUCUAUGGAGACCCCUUCCAGAACCGACUUGACUUUGGUCAGGGUACAGGCAGCCCCGUGUGCCUGGCCCAGGUUAAGCAGGUGGAGCAGGCUGUGCAAACUGCCCCAUACCGAGGGGGACCACGGGGUAGACCCAGGGAGGCCAAGUUUGCCAGGUACAACCUGCCGAACCAGGUUGCGCCUCUGGCCAGAAGGGAUGUCUUGAUCACGCAGAUGGGCACUGCCCAGACUGUCGGCCUCAAGCCAGGCCCAGUGCCAGAGCCUGGUGCUGAGCCCGCUCGGUCUGGUCCCACCCUGCCAGGGGCCAGGAAGCCACACACAGUGGUAGUGCAGAUGGGAGAGGGGGCUGCUGGCACAGUGACCACACUGCUUCCCGAGGAGCCCCCGGGCGCCCUGGACCUCACAGGGAUGAGGCCCGAGAGUCAGCUGGCCUGCUGCGACAUGGUCUACAAGUUUCCUUUUGGCAGUAGCUGUACUGGAACCUUCCACCCCACCCCCAGCGCACCUGAGAAGAACGUGGCAGAGGUGGUCCCACCUGGUCAGACCAGCGGCCCCUUCUACAGUCCUCGAGACUCUGAGCCCCUUGAGCCUCCCACCUACCGGGCCCCAGGGGCCAUGGGCCCCGGGCCUCACGAAGAGCAGAGGCCCUACCCCCACGGCCUCCAUGGCAGGCUCUACUCCUCCAUGUCUGACACCAACUUGGCUGAGGCCGGUCUAAACUUCCAUGCCCAAAGAUUAGGCCAACUCUUCCAGGGCCCUGGGCGAGACUCGGCAAUGGACCUUAGCUCCUUGAAGCAUUCCUACAGCCUCGGCUUUGCGGAUGGCCGCUACCUCGGCCAGGGCCUGCAGUAUGGCUCAUUCACAGACCUGCGUCACCCCAGCGACCUCCUGGCUCCUCCCCUCCCCAUGCGGCGCUAUAGCUCAGUGUCAAACAUCUACUCGGACCACAGGUACGGCCCACGAGGAGAUGCAGCCGGCUUCCAGGAGGCCAGUCUGGCCCAGUACAGUGCCACCACAGCCCGGGAGAUCAGCCGCAUGUGUGCCGCCCUCAACUCCAUGGACCAGUACGGAGGGCGCCACGGGGCCGGCAGUGGAGGCCCUGAUCUCCUACAGUUCCAGCCCCAACCUGGACCUGGGCCUAGUGUCCCCCAGGGUUUGACUCCCCUUCGACCCGGUCUCCUUGGGAACCCCACCUUCCCAGAGAGCCACCCGGGACCUGGGAGUUUGGCUCAGUACCGGCCGACCGCAGGCCAAGGAGCAGCAGUCCGGCAGCUAGUGCCAUCCACGGCCACGGUACGGGCGGCGGACGGCAUGAUCUACUCCACCAUCAACACCCCGAUCGCCGCCACGCUGCCCAUCACCACCCAGCCCACCUCUGUGCUGCGGCCCAUGGUGCGUGGUGCCAUGUACAGGCCCUUCACAUCUGGGGCAGUCACAGCUGUGCCACUCACCAGCCUGACACGCAUGCCCGUGAUUGCCCCCCGGGUGCCGCUUGGGCCACCGGGAGUAUACCGGUAUCCAGGACCGAGCAGGUUCCCAACAGCUCCGGGUGUGCCUCCGUCGGAGGGACCCGUUUACUUGGGGAAGCCAGCUGCCCCCAAAGGACCUGGAGCCGGAGCUCCACCCCGGCCAGACCUGCCAGUGGGGGCUGCACGGGAGGAGCCGCUUUCCACAGCCCCUGCUGCUGCUGGCAAAGAGGCAGCGGUCACAGGCCCGGCCCCUGGCCCACUGGCUGGCCAGAAGCCACACGCAGAAGCAGCCCCUGUGGGUGUCAGCGCAGCCCUCGGCCGGCCGGGCCAGGAGAAGGAGGAGCCCUCGCAGGAAGAGCGGCAACGCAAGCAGCAGGAGCAGCUGCUGCAGCUGGAGCGUGAGCGGGUGGAGUUGGAGAAGCUGCGGCAGCUGCGGCUGCAGGAAGAGCUGGAGAGGGAGCGAGUGGAGCUGCAGAGGCAUCGCGAGGAGGAGCAGCUGCUGGUGCAGCGGGAGCUGCAGGAGCUGCAGACCAUCAAGCACCAUGUGCUGCAGCAGCAGCAGGAAGAGCGCCAGGCUCAGUUUGCCCUGCAGCGGGAGCAGCUGGCACAGCAGCGCCUGCAGCUGGAGCAGAUCCAGCAGUUGCAGCAGCAGCUGCAGCAGCAGCUGGAGGAGCAGAAGCAGCGACAAAAGGCCCCCUUCCCGGUGGCCGGCGAGGCGCCAGGCCGAGGGCCUCCCCCAGCUGCCGGCGAGUUGGCUCAGAAUGGCCAGUACUGGCCCCCUCUGACCCAUGCCACCUUCAUUGCUGUGGCUGGGCCUGAGGGGCCCGUGCAAGCCCGGGAACCCCCACUGCACCGGGGCCUCCCCAGCUCGGCCUCGGAUAUGUCGCUUCAGACAGAGGAGCACUGGGAGGCAGGCCGCAGCACCAUCAAGAAGCGGCACUCCAUGCCUCGCCUCCGGGACGUGUGCGAGCCGGAAUCGGCCCCUGAGCCCUGUGUGGUCAAGCGGAUCGCGGACAGCAGCGUCCAGACGGAUGACGAGGACGGGGAGGGUCGCUACCUGCUGACCCGGCGGCGCCGGACCAGGCGGAGUGCCGACUGCAGCGUGCAGACGGAUGAUGAGGACAACGCCGAGUGGGAGCAGCCGGUGCGUCGCCGCCGCUCCCGGCUCUCCCGCCACUCGGAUUCGGGUUCCGACAGCAAACACGACACUGCCGGCUCCUCGGCCUCCACUGCUGCCGCCAGGGCUAUGAGCAGUGUGGGCAUCCAGACCAUCAGCGACUGCUCCGUGCAGACGGAGCCUGACCAGCUGCCACGGGUGUCUCCGGCCAUCCACAUCACGGCGGCCACAGACCCCAAGGUGGAGAUCAUUCGGUACAUAUCGGCCCCGGAGAAGACAGGGCGCGGGGAGAGUCUGGCCUGCCAGACGGAGCCCGACAGCCAGGCCCAGGGCGUGGCUGGGCCGCAGCUCAUUGGGCCAAGCGCCAUCAGCCCCUACCUGCCCGGCAUCCAGAUUGUCACUCCAGGCACCCUGGGCAGAUUUGAGAGGAAGAAGCCGGAUCCCCUGGAGAUCGGAUAUCAAGCCCACCUGCCCGCGGAGACCCUGUCCCAGCUUGUGAGCCGCCAGGCCCCCAAGUCCCCGCAGGUCCUCUACUCACCGGUCUCACCCCUGUCCCCACAUCGGCUCCUGGACGCCUCCUUUGCUUCCAGUGAUAGACUGAACAAGGCUCACGUAAGUCCCCAGAAGCACUUCACAGCCGACAGUGCUCUCCGCCAGCAGACGCUGCCUCGCCCCAUGAAGACCCUGCAGCGGUCUUUGUCCGACCCUAAGCCCCUCAGCCCCACCGCCGAGGAGUCUGCCAAAGAAAGGUUCUCCCUCCUCCAGCUCCAGGGGGGCCUGGGUAGCCAGUGCUGCCACCCUUCCCCUCUGUCUCAGGUGUCGGCGCUGCCACCCAACGGCCUGGCCCGCAAGGUGAAGCGGACACUUCCCAGUCCCCCUCCAGAGGAGGCUCACCUGCCUCUGGCAGGCCAGGCCUCCCAGCAGUUGUACGCGGCCAGCCUGCUGCAGCGUGGGCUGGCAGGGCCCACUGCUGUCCCUGCCACCAAGGCCAGCCUGCUCCGAGAACUGGACCGGGACCUGCGGCUGGUGGAACACGAGUCCACCAAGCUGCGCAAGAAGCAGGCAGAGCUGGAUGAGGAGGAGAAGGAGAUCGAUGCCAAGCUCAAGUACCUGGAGCUAGGGAUCACACAGCGCAAAGAGUCUCUGGCCAAAGACCGCCCCGGCCGCGACUACCCGCCCUUGCGGGGCCUCGGCGAGCACCGUGACCACCUAUCAGACAGUGAGCUCAACCAGCUGCGGCUCCAGGGCUGUGCCACGCCUGCCGGCCAGUACGCAGACUUCUCAGCCGCUGCCGCUGCUCCCGCCACUCCCUCUGUUCCCACCGCCUUCCAGCAGCCCCGGUUCCCACCUCCAGCCACAGGAGGGUCCCACUUCCAGCCACAGCCCUAUGCUGCAGGCAGUGGUGGACCGAGUCAGAACGGAUUCCCAGCCCACCAGACUCCCGCAUACCCUGGCUCUAGUACGUAUCCAGCAGCCCCUGUCUUUCCUCCUGGCACCAGCUACCCAGCUGAGCCCACCCCGCCAAGCCAACAAGCUUUCCGUCCCACCGGCCAUUACACAGCCCAAACACCCAUGCCGGCCACACAGAGCGCUCUUUACCCUGCCCCGGCCGACAGCCGUGCCCCGCACCAAAAGCCACGGCAGACAACCCUAGCCGACUUGGAACAGAAAGUGCCGACCAACUAUGAGGUGAUCGCCAGCCCCGCUGCGGCCAUGUCCUCAGCCCAGCCUGAGACCAGCUACAGUGGCCCAGCGGGGAGCUACGAGCAGAGCAAGGCCUCUGAGCUGGCCCGGACCAGCGACCACAGCAGCGGGGGCCUGGGCCAAGCCCCCACCUACCCCUCUGACUCCCACUACACCAACCUGGAACAGAACGUCCCUCGGAACUACGUGAUGAUUGACGACAUCAGCGAGCUGACCAAGGACAGCACCUCCACUGCCCCCGAGAGCCAGCGUCUAGAGCCCCAAGGACCAAGCAGCAGUGGGCGCCCGGUGAAGGAGCCCGGGGAGCCAGGUGGUCUGGAGGGGCCGGUGAUGCCCUGCUGCUACAGAGCAGAGGAGGAAUCCGAGGAGGACUCAUAUGACCCCCGGGGGAAGAGCGGCCACCACCGGGGCAUGGACAGCAAUGGCCGACCCACCGGCACCCACUACUACAGUGACAGUGACCAUAGGUACGGGGUGCGAGCAGAGAAAUACGGUCCAGGACCCGUGGGGCCAAAGCAUCCCUCCAAGAGCCUCGCUCCAGCCGCCAUCCCCUCAAAGCGCAGCAAGCACCGGAAGCAGGGCAUGGAGCAAAAGAUCUCCAAGUUCUCCCCAAUCGAAGAGGCCAAGGACGUGGAGUCAGACCUGGCCUCCUAUCCCUCCCCUUCAGCCAGCAGCAGCCUGGCCUCUCGCGGAAGAAAGUUCCAGGAUGAAAUCACCUACGGACUCAAGAAGAACGUGUACGAGCAGCAGCGGUACUACGGAGUAUCCAGCCGGGACCCAGUGGAGGAGGACGACCGCAUGUACAGCGGGAGCAGUCGCUCCCGGGUCACUUCUGCCUAUAGUGGGGAGAAGCUGUCCAGUCACGACCUCAGUGGCCGGGCCAAGGGAUAUGAGCGGGAGCGGGAGCGGGAGGUCAUGGACCGACACCAGAAGGGGGGUUCCAAGCCCUCGUCCUUGGGUAUGGCCCAUGGCCGGGCCCGGCCCCCCAUGCGAAGCCAGGCUUCCGAAGAGGAGAGCCCUGUCAGCCCGCUGGGGCGGCCCCGCCCUGCCGGGGGCACCCUCCCUCCUGGGGAUACCUGCCCCCAGUUUUGCUCCAGCCACUCCAUGCCUGACGUCCAGGAGCACGUCAAGGACGGGCCGCGGGCCCACACAUAUAAGCGUGAAGAAGGCUACAUCCUGGAUGAUUCCCACUGCGUAGUUUCCGACAGUGAAGCAUAUCACCUGGGCCAGGAGGAGACAGACUGGUUUGAUAAGCCCCGGGAUGCCCGCUCUGACCGAUUCAGGCACCACGGGGGCCACGCAGUCUCCUCCUCCCAGAAGCGAGGCCCUGCCAGGCACAGCUAUCAUGACUACGAUGAACCCCCCGAGGAGGGCAUGUGGCAGCAUGAGGAGGGUGGUCCAAGCCGCCACACCUCAGCCAAGGAACACCGGCACCAUGGUGAUCACGGGCGGCACUCGGGUCGCCACGCUGGUGAGGAGCCAGGUCGGCGUGCUGCUAAACCCCACCCUCGAGACCUGGGUCGCCACGAGGCCCGGCCUCACCCUCAGCCCAGCCCUGGCCCAGCCAUGCAGAAAAAGAGCCAGCCUGGGUACCCCAGCUCUGCUGACUACUCCCAGUCGUCCCGCACUCCCUCCGCGUACCACCAUCCCUCCGAAAGCAAGAAGGGCUCCCGGCAGGCCCACUCUGGACCCGCCGCACCACAGCCAAAGCCAGAAGCACAGCAGCAGCUGCAAGGCCGGCAGACAGGGCCGGGGCCGCAGCAGGCCCAAGCUCCGCUCUCCCGGCAGACACCCUCGGCUGCAGCCUCACGCCAGGCCCCACCGCAGCAGCAGCCACAGCAGCAGCAGCAGCAGCCGCCACAAGGUCCCCAGCAGGUCCGGCUGCAGCAGCAAGGCCAGGUGGGCGCCCGGGGCCCAGCCUCUGCCGCCAGCCAGCCAGCAGGAAAGCCUCAGCCAGGUCCAGCUGCGGCCACAGGGCCCUUACCGGCAGGAGCACCACGGGUAGAACAGGCCGAUGGCUCUAAAGGGCCAGCCAAAGCACCCCAGCAAGGGAGACCCGCGCAGGCGCAGCCACCAUCAGGACCUGCUGCAGGCGCGAAGGCUGGAGCCAAGCCUGGAGGUCCCCCUGGAGCUCCUGCUGGCCAACCCGGUGCCGAAGGAGAGAGUGUGUUCUCCAAGAUCCUCCCAGGGGGCGCAGCUGAGCAGGCUGGCAAGCUGACGGAAGCCGUCUCUGCUUUUGGCAAAAAAUUUUCUUCAUUCUGGUGACCAUGCCCUGUUGGGCUCUUGAAGACAUGAAGGGAGAUGUUAUCAUUGCUGUGGAAAAAUCUCUGGAGUCAGAGGCCUGGGCGCAGCUCUGGACUCUGCGUAUAACACAUCUACAAUCUGGCAAACCGUUUGGCCCAAAGAUGUGCCCCAAUGGGAUGUGGCAGGCUGGCUUUGGGUCAGGAUGGGCUGUUUCCUCACAGCAGCUGCCUGAGUGAACCCCUUGCUGGACGAGAGACAACACUGGUACAACCCCCGUGGGCCUUGGUGAUGCCAGGUUCCUUGUGCUGCUCUGGGCUUUGCUGUCGCCGGGAGGAGGCCUCUGAUGUGUCUAGCUGCUCUUCUCGCAGUGGCCACCCACCCAGCAAGCCAGCCGGGCUUCCAAUGAGUUAUACACAGAGUUUGGGAGCACGCUGCCUGUUUCUGAUGGAUGCUGCCCUCCCUUCACGAUGCCAGAAGUUUUUCCACAGCCUUGGAGAGGGGCUUUGACUGAGGGCUGGGGACCCCAGGCUCAGUAUCCUUCACAUUCCAGCUGGCCCAGAUCCCUCGGUGGCCACAAGGCCCUGCCCCAAUCAUUGAACUCCUCUGGGUGGCCUCGGAGCAGACCUCCACGUGGCUAGUGUGGGGUUGGGAAAACUUUACAAACAUUAGGACCUACCACUGUCUCAUCGCUGAAAUCAGAGGCCAUAGGACUGAAAACAGCAUGGGCACUGGCUGAGACUUCUUCCAGCCCGUGGGUGGCAGCGUCCUAGCUCACCUGCCACCAUCUCAAAGCCAUCCCCCCAGCCAUCGUGAGCAUCCCAGCGGCACCACCAUUAUCUCCACCAGCCGGCUCCUCAAUCGUAUACCUGGGGAUUUCUUUUGAUUUCAAGAACAGCCUUAAUCAUUUCAGUUUUGAUUUACAUGUAUACCUCAUAAACAUUUUUUCUUUCAUUUCUCCUCCUCCCUUUCUCUCUCUUCGCUCCCUCCCUGCCUCUCCCCACCACCACCACCAUCACCACCAUCACCACCACCACCACCUUGUGACAGAUGGUUUGGUUUCCUCUCUGCUCUGCCCCUGCUCUGCACAGGGAGAAUGUUGACUUAGAAGCAAUAGUGGGCAGCAGGCCACCAAGAGCACAACUCCAGGGCGAGGUCUAGGGAGACCCCUCAGCCCGCCUCUGUUUACUGUGCAAUUCCAGUCCUUCUUAAGCCAUCACCAAUGAGCAUGCUCAGAGCAGAGGGGCCAGGGCUUCUGCCAGCCAAGGGAAGGGCCCAGAGCCCUGUGUCAGGGAGCAUGGCACCGUCCAUCUACUUGGUGGACUGGGCAGCCUGCCUCCCUCAGGCCCUUCCCUCGGGGGCCUCCCUUCAUCUUGGGCACAGCCACAAGUCUCAUCUCUAAUGUUCUAUGCAAUGAAAUAUAAACCCUCAAAGACAACUGUUAAUAUUUAAUAAAUUCCAUGUUAUGUAUAAGGAGUUAAUUGCAAACCUUGCAAUUGAGAAACCAGAUAGAUAUGCGCAUAUCAAACCCCCAGCCCUGCUCCCUCCCACUGUGUGUGUGAAAUUCUCAGUCUGUGGCAUGUUUGACCUGUGGCAGGACUCGCUGCUGCCAGGCGAGCCACCGCCUGUCCCGCAGUGGAGCAUGCACAGCUCGCAGCCUCUUUGCACGACUUCAUCCAUUUUAAAUGCUCAACCCUCUCGCUUGGCGUUCUUUUUGCCUCAGGAUCUCUCCUCCGGGAGUGCUUCUAGCUGACUUCCGCACAAGCUAGUGAGGACCUGCUGGGCUUGGCACCUGACUGGAUGUGCUGGGCUGCAGGGCAGGCAGUGCAAGGCCCCACAUGCUCUGCGGCUUUCUCUGACCAACGUGGCGAAUGGAACGGUGUAGGCAUGCAGGUGGGAGCCCACACAGGAUGUGUGUGCAUGAAUGUUCUGAAAGUUGUGAUGAGAUCUCUUCUUACCCCCUUCGCAAUCGGGAACAGAUGGGCUGCGUUUGUGGCCAGAGAGACAAAGGCAGGGACAGGACUUGGCUCCGUCCAAGGCUCCAGGGCUACUGACUGCCCCUACUUUGUGUCUCUCUUUUGUGAUAUGGAUGCUCAAAGGCCUGUGGAUCAAAAGAUCUAGGCUGGGGUGAAUGUCACAUACUUGGGAAAAGCAGAACCUGUAGCAAUUGUAAUGAAGACAAUUGACCGUGACAUUUGGACUGAGUAAGUGUCCACAGAGGUUUUCAGGAGACAAGUAGGAAGCUUCUCCAUAGCAAAACAAACAAAAAAGGUACUGUUGUGACUCUCACCACGUCUGUACCCAGGGCCUAAACUCUGCUUAUCCCCAUCUCUGACUCCCACAUCCCCUAAUGCUCAUCACCUUCCCCAUGGGUAAGCCAGGAGUGCAAGCAGCAUCUCUGCCCAACCCCUUGAGGCCUGGCCUUCCUCCAGAGUGCUCUGGUUUGCUCCAUGCAUUUCUCAGGGGUCCACAUUUCUCAUGCUCUUCUCUAAGGUCUAUACUCCACUUCAGAGAAGGAUCCUGGCCCACUACUGGCAGCUAGGGGACAGGCUGUUCACUCAGUAUGGGGCCCGAGACUCUGGAUUUGGGCCUCAACCAUCCUCCUGAACACCCACCUCAUCCCACGGAUCCGGUCUGGACUGAAUGAGGCCACCCAAGCAAGGGCUGAGGGGGAACCACUCCACCUCUGGGCAGCCAGGGCCAGGUCUGUACAGGGAGGGCCUAGAAGCUGGAUACCAGGGGCAACAAGAUUCCCUCACACUGAAGGCCAGGAUAGGGCCAGGGGCAGUGAACAGGGAAGGCAACAGAGGUGGGCAGCCUCUACCAGACUCCAGCACAGCAACUUUUCAGAUUUCCUUUCUAGCCAAGUCCUGACUUUGAACUUUCUGACAUCUGCCACUCCCCACCCCCUAAAGACACAUCUCUUCCUCAUGAAAGUGGCUGGAGCAGCCAUAACUCUGGCUAGUGCAGCUAGAGGGUCGGGAGUGGCAUUCAGUGCCUUGGGCAGGAAGGAACAUCAAAACACGUCUCCAGUAAGCAAAGGUGUCUGGGACAUGUUCCAAGCCUUCUCCAUCUGCAGAGUCACCAUCUCCUCUGUCUUCUUUGGAACCCAACGCACACACUUUGCAGUGACACUGCCCCACUGUCUACUUAGUCCUAGAACAAAGAGCAGUCGUGGCCUCAGUGAUGGCCGGUCUUCUGCAGCCUGGGGGAAGCUUUUCCAGGCAAAUCCUUUGCCAUGGCAGUGUGGACCCCCUCCUUCCCUCUUGCCCUCACCUCAACUCUGUAAAUAGUAGUCAUCGUGACUCCGAUGAGGGACAGGCCUGAUCAACUGGAAUGCCUCAGUGUUGUCAUCUCUGUCUCCCUGGGUACCAGCAUCCCUGCCACCUUAUGCGGUGGGACAGCACUGGAGUGCCAUGGAAGUCUUCAGAGAUCUUGUGUGUGCAUGUGAGCAAGCGUGUGAGUGUCUGUGCGUGCGUAUCUGCCUCAUUCAGCCUCUGGGAUCAAAUCAGCUGCUUCUCUCCAACCAGAAGGUCUUGGAGAGUGGUGGCACCCAACGCCUUUCUUCCUGCUAGCUUCCAUGUCUUGUUUUUGCUUUCCCCUCAGCCUUUCCUUCCCCCCCUUCAUCUCUCUCCCUUUCUCUUCUCUCCUUUAUUUUGGGGGGGGAGAGUGCUGUACAAAGUCAAACAAACAAGUUUACAGUUGUAAGUGCAAUGACCCGAGUCCUCCACAUGACCUUGUGAAUUGUGUGCCGUCCUCUUGUGCUCUGUGAGAACUCGUGGUACUUCAGUGUCCCUCCCUCUGUAUUGUGACAAGGUAAUUCUGUGGUAUCAGAAUAAAAGGACUUGAUAUAAAC
This is a messenger RNA of Suncus etruscus (white-toothed pygmy shrew), 15555 nucleotides long. RefSeq names its product bassoon presynaptic cytomatrix protein (gene BSN). Gene Ontology annotation, molecular function: structural constituent of presynaptic active zone; metal ion binding. Bases 42 to 11723 code for a protein of 3893 amino acids. The transcript is spliced from 12 exons. The record is from RefSeq and is a predicted model, not a curated record. Gene Ontology annotation, biological process: protein localization to synapse; presynaptic active zone assembly. Gene Ontology annotation, cellular component: cytoskeleton of presynaptic active zone; GABA-ergic synapse; glutamatergic synapse. NCBI's taxonomy places the organism in Eukaryota, Metazoa, Chordata, Mammalia, Eulipotyphla, Soricidae.